AUGGACGGAGUUGACGAAGAUUUUGUUCGGAAGCGAGUCGAAGAGGGUAAUAGUCAUGCUGUCAUCAGUGAAGAAUUACAGACGAUGUUUCCAGGACUUCGGGGACUCAGCGAACGAUCUGUUCGACGUUUCUGUACAGACAGAGGCAUAAGUCGACGUUGUUCUCUGACUAAAGAGGAACUAGAACGCUGCGUGUCUGACGCCGUAAGCGAGAAACUGCAGAGAAGAUCUUCAGCUUUAGAGAUGUCCACAACUUUGAACGGCGAACAAAAGAAGACGUACGCUAGUGCCACGAAACUGGAAUUGAUGUCGUCAGAAGUCUCUGAAAAUAGCAGUGAUAACGAGCCACCCUCUGAGGGAGCCUACACUGCUGGACGUUCACAACUCCUGAUCCGACCUCUUCCGUGGAGAGCCAUUGAAGCAACGAAGGUGUUUGAGGUUUUGGACAGAAAGUACGCCAGAAGGUAGACUCAGAGAGGAACGGUACCAAGAGUAAACGGAGCUCCAUCUACCAGAACACGUCCGGGAAUGACAUUGUACCAGAGUGGGCUCUAGAAGACUUCUGCUAAUUACAAUACGUUUGAUUUUAAUACAUGUCAAAGAACAUGGAUAUAUAGAGCUAGAUCAUUCAAAUUUGCUGUUAACAUUGUUGUCCAUUGCCUAAGUUUGUUGAACUAGAGAA
This is a messenger RNA of Corticium candelabrum, 682 nucleotides long. RefSeq lists its product as uncharacterized. NCBI's taxonomy places the organism in Eukaryota, Metazoa, Porifera, Homoscleromorpha, Homosclerophorida, Plakinidae. The transcript is spliced from 2 exons. The record is from RefSeq and is a predicted model, not a curated record. Bases 1 to 468 code for a protein of 155 amino acids.